Molecule: messenger RNA, 663 nt
Organism: Pseudocercospora fijiensis CIRAD86
Lineage: Eukaryota; Fungi; Ascomycota; Dothideomycetes; Mycosphaerellales; Mycosphaerellaceae
Exons: 1
Source: RefSeq, a predicted model, not a curated record
AUGCCUUCAAGAAGGCAGCCAAGACUUUCUGUUACUUUACGCACUCUACUGCUAUGCAUACCCCCCAGCUUUGCGCAUAUGGAAAUGCGCUGGCCAUAUCCACUACAUAGCAAGUACAACCCAGACGCUGUCUCGGCCAACGUCGAUUAUAGCAUGACAUCGCCUCUAUCCGCAGACGGCUCCAAUUUUCCCUGCAAAGGCUAUCAAAAUGAUCGACCCAAGCAGAUCGUUGCGACGUACAAUGCUGGCUCAUCAUACAACAUCUCCUUGGCUGGCACUGCGACUCACAAAGGAGGUUCAUGUCAAAUAUCCCUUUCAUACGACAAUGGCGCAACUUUCCGAGUCAUCAAGAGCAUGAUCGGCGGUUGUCCAUUGAAGACGACAUACGACUUCAGCGUACCUUCUUACGCUCCCAAUGGAAACGCGUUGCUCGCAUGGACAUGGCAAAAUGAGGUCGGAAACAGAGAGUUCUACAUGGACUGUGCAGAAGUCAACGUUGUGUCUGCGUCACAAAAGCGGCGGCGAAGACGAGACGUGCAGUCUUUCGAUCAAUUACCCUUCAUCUGGAAGGCGAAUCUCAAAGGAAUCAAUGAUUGCACAACGACUGAAGGUGACGACCCUGUGUAUCCCAAUCCGGGUCCAGAUGUUGAAUACGGCAAUGGA